Molecule: messenger RNA, 444 nt
Organism: Nylanderia fulva
Lineage: Eukaryota; Metazoa; Arthropoda; Insecta; Hymenoptera; Formicidae
Molecular function (GO): nucleic acid binding
Source: RefSeq, a predicted model, not a curated record
AUGAGGGAGUUCGGUGGAUUGAAAAUCGAAUUGAUUUUCAAUCCACCGUCGGCUCCCCAUUUCGGCGGCCUGUGGGAGGCGGCUGUCAAGGCCGUCAAACACCACCUGCGGCGCACCAUCGGAGAGGCUAAGCUCACCUUCGAGGAGCUGUCCACGCUCCUCGUGGAGGUCGAAGCCUGUCUGAACUCAAGGCCACUCGGGGCCUUGUCGGAUGAUCCAGACGACCUUGACGCCCUGACGCCCGAGCACUUCCUGGUGGGAGGGCCUCUCCUCAGCAUCCCGGAGCCGUCCCUCUUGGAUGCCCAGACCAGCCGUCUGAGCCGGUGGCGUCUUCUGCAGCAGAUGCGGGACCAUCUCUGGCAGCGAUGGACCCGCGAAUACCUUCAGGGGCUCACACCACGAUCCAAGUGGUGGACCUCCCAGGGAAACCUCUGCGAAGGCUAG